Columba livia (rock pigeon) is the source of this 2168-nucleotide messenger RNA. RefSeq names its product tubulointerstitial nephritis antigen like 1 (gene TINAGL1). The coding region runs from base 140 to 1528 and encodes 462 amino acids. Lineage: Eukaryota; Metazoa; Chordata; Aves; Columbiformes; Columbidae. Gene Ontology annotation, biological process: proteolysis. Gene Ontology annotation, cellular component: lysosome. The record is from RefSeq and is a predicted model, not a curated record. The transcript is spliced from 12 exons. Gene Ontology annotation, molecular function: cysteine-type peptidase activity; peptidase inhibitor activity.
GGAUCGCUGCCCCCGGCGCCUCCCACGCCCCCCCGGCCGGGCGCGGCUAUAAGGAGCGGCGGGGGCGGAGGAGGCGCUCGGCGGCGGCGCGGAGCGACGGGGCGGCAGCGGCUGCAGGUCUGGGGACAUUGCCGGCACCAUGCGCCAGCUACGGGCCCUGCUCUGCCUCUGCCUGCUGGCCCAGGUGGCCCUGGCUUCCCGGGUGCGCACCCGCCGGGAACUGGCCCCCGGCUUGUACGAGCACGGGGUCUACGAUGCCGGCGGGUCCUACUGCCAGCGAGGGGAUGUCUGCUGCCACGGCCGCGAUGAUGGCUGCACCGUGCCCUACCAGGACACCCUCUGCUACUGCGACCUCUUCUGCAACCGCACCAUCUCCGAUUGCUGUCCUGACUUCUGGGAGUACUGCCUGGGCAUCCCGGCCCCCUUCCCCAAAGCCCCAGGCUGUGCCCGUGCCGGCCACACCUACCCCACCGGAGCCACGUACCGGGAGAACUGCAACCUGUGCACCUGUGGCCCUGGCGGGCAGUGGCAGUGCGAGGACCAUGCGUGCCUGAUGGAUGGGGAGCUGAUCGACGCUGUCAACAGGGGCAAUUACGGCUGGAGAGCCGCCAACUACAGCCAAUUUUGGGGCAUGACACUGGAGGACGGGAUCCGGUACCGCUUGGGCACCUUCCGACCCUCUCCCACCGUCAUGAACAUGAACGAGAUGCACAUGAACAUGGACUCCAAUGAGGUGCUGCCCCGUCACUUUGAUGCAGCCGCAAAGUGGCCGGGGAUGAUCCACGAGCCCCUGGACCAGGGCAACUGUGCCGGCUCCUGGGCCUUCUCCACAGCGGCCGUCGCCUCAGACCGCAUCUCCAUCCACUCCAUGGGGCACAUGACGCCCGCCCUGUCACCCCAAAACCUCCUGUCCUGUGACACCCGCAAUCAGCGGGGCUGCAGCGGGGGCCGGCUGGAUGGCGCAUGGUGGUACCUCCGCAGGAGAGGGGUGGUGACAGACGAGUGCUACCCCUUCACCAGCCAGCAGAGCCAGCCGGCAGCACAGCCCUGCAUGAUGCACAGCCGCUCCACGGGCCGCGGCAAGCGGCAGGCGACGGCACGGUGCCCCAACGCCCAGACCCACGCCAACGAGAUCUACCAGUCCACCCCCGCCUACCGCCUCUCCUCCAGCGAAAAGGAGAUCAUGAAGGAGCUGAUGGAGAAUGGCCCUGUGCAAGCCAUCCUGGAAGUGCACGAGGAUUUCUUCAUGUACAAGAGCGGGAUCUAUCGGCACACGCCGGUGGCCGAGGGGAAGGGGCCGAAGCACCAGAAACACGGGACCCACUCGGUGAAAAUCACUGGGUGGGGAGAAGAGCAGCUGCCUGAUGGCCAGACCCAAAAAUACUGGACGGCGGCCAACUCCUGGGGCACGGCGUGGGGCGAGGGCGGCUAUUUCCGCAUCGCCCGCGGUGUCAACGAGUGUGAGGUGGAGACCUUCGUCGUGGGAGUGUGGGGCCGCGUCAGCAUGGAGGACAUGCCCCACAAAUGAGCACCCCACAGCCACACAGCCCCGCAGGUGUCCUUGUCCCCACGCUGCCCAGCACCGCAGCUCCUCCGUCCCCUCCUCGGGGUACCCAUCAGGUGGGACCCCCGUGCUGCUGGGCAGGGGGAGGGGACUGGCCCCGGGCAGGGGGCCGCGUGUCCCCACUGUGCUGACGCAGCGGCUGGGUGCAGCGGUGCGUGCAUGGGGGGUGCGUCCCAUGGGAUUUACCCGCUAAUCCCCCUGCCCCAGGCUCGACUGGGCUGCACUGGCAGCUGGGGGCUCAUGCUGGCAGUCAUGGAGGGGGGGGCGCAUUGCAGUGGAACCUGUGGGGCUCCUGUAACCCCUAACCCCCCCACCAUGAGCAGCCAUGGAGCUGGGGGCUUACGGUAACUCUGCGGGGGCCUGAGGGGGGGUUUGUCCAUCCCCCCUGGGUUGGGGAGUGGGCUGGGGUCCCCCUUGCCAGUCCCUAUGGUGCUAUGGCCACUGCCACCCUCCCAGAGUGUCCCUGUCCCCAUGGGCCAACAGCUGGGGAACACACAGCAGCACAGCCUGGGUUCCCUCUUACCCCCCCUCCAUGGCUGUACUUUUAAGACUUUUUGUAUUUAUUUUGCUUUUUAUUAUUUGUAAAUAAACUCAUUGAAGCCUC